UGUUGAUAAUGAUGAUAAAUAUAGUGAUUGAUGCUAUUUUGGUUUACCCCCUGGUCAUCUUUAAUUGAGUGGACCUCAUGAUCAAAUGUGUUCCAGAUAUGAUCAUCCCAUUUAUUUUUCAGCCAAUUUGGACAACAUCUACACAACUGAAUUAUGAGUCAGUUUCUAAAUCAAGACUUGAUUUAGUGAACAGAAGGAAAUACCAGGUUUCUCAAUCUGAAGUUAUUGAAAAGGUGACGGUGAGGAAUGUCAAGAAAAUCAAACAUUCGAAAUCAUUAGGGCUUAACAUUAGUCAGAUUUCCAACAGAGAAUUUUACUCGGCUACUCCAUCACAGUUAUUCCAUAAAAAAAUGUGUGAACUGCAAGCCACUUUAGAGUUUUCUGUUGAACUUGGAAAAUUCUAUAAUGUUGAUCUUUUUCAACGUGGGUAUUAUCAGGUACGAGUUGGUUUAAAGACACCUGCAAAAUUACCAUGUAAAACUGAAGUCUCUCUUCCCAAAAAUACAGAAAACCCUCAUGUCCUUCCAGCUAGUAUUAUCAAUGGGGUUGCUGUUAGCAAGACCUUUCAAAUUCUUUAUCGUAAUGAAGAUGUUGUUGUAAAUGAUAUCAUUCUCUUUCGGAUACAUGUUCUUGUUGACAGUUCCAAGGUUAAUGAAACACUUGAAUACUUGGGACUGCAACUGGUUGUGGAGUUAUGGUUCGUCGAAGAAGAACAAGAGGCUAAUAUCCUGGAUAAAAUGGAGUUUGUAAGCCAACGCAUUCUAAAUUUACACUUUAGCCCAACUAAAGGUCUCCAUCACUACGUGCCUGUUCUAUUUGAUUAUUUUCAUCUCUCAGCCAUUGAAGUUAUUAUACAUGGUAUGCUCGUUGCUCUGCAUCAACCUUACAUCAUUUUACCUCGUCCUCCAAAAUCAGCUUGGGCUGCAAAAGGGCCUGAACAUUCCACGUUGGAGUCAGUGUAUUUUGGAAACCGGCCUGGAGUUGGGAGUUCACUUUUCAUCAGCUCUUCAAGUUUACAGGGUGCUUGUUACACACAUCGAAAAAUCUGCCACAUUCUACUUUCAGCUUAUGAAAGUUUACAAGAAACCUUUGUAAGCUAUAGUAAGUUAAUGUCAAACCUACCUACUGUUGAGAGGAAAGAUUGUCAUACCAAACUAGAAGAAUUAAUGAAAGUUUUACAGAAAUUUGAUAAUGAGGAAGAUCUUCUGGAACGGGCAAGUACCCAUGUAACACAACUGUGUGCUGAGAAUGUCAUUCUAUGGAACCAGUUCUUGGAUACUAUCAAUUUAGAUUCCUUUGUUAUAUAUCAGCUUGCUUCUGAUCAUCAUCAGCAACGGGUAGGAACUUCAAACAUUAUGCAUUACCAUAAUGCUCUUUGUUAUUGUCAUUUUCACAGCAUUCACAGCCAUGCUGACUGUGCAACAAUGGUGCGUAACUCGCCGUACUUUGUUAACCUCCCACCACUUGCUGCUGAAUGUCUUGAGCUCGAUGGAGACCACACUACACUGCCUAUCAUAUUUGAAGAUGUUUACUAUGAUAUCAAGUUUCCAACUUGUAAAAAUUUUCCUGAAGGUCAAGUUCAAUAUACAAACCCUGCCUAUGAUUCUGAUGGAAAGGACUUGGAAAUUGUUUUAAGAGAUCGCUCUAAGUCAGAUACAUCCACAUGUUAUUACUACGGAGAAGAUCCAACUGAAUUACGUAAUAAAGGCAAGAGAAAAUUCAUCAAGAACAUAAAACCUGAAGCUUUCAAACGUCCAUCUUAUUCUUGCAUCAAUGCUGAUGCUACCCCUCCUCUGAAUGAUGUUGUCCUUGUUGGCUACCGAAAGAAAAGUGCAGAAGAGACAACAGAAAGUCCACUGCAGUUAGGUACAUUGGGUCCUGAAUCAACAUCUCCUCCCAGUGAUUUUUUCUCUGGGAAUCAUCUUUCCAACUCUGUAUCCAUGACUUCUUUGUUAACACGAUCUUGUUGGAGUAGAUCCAGUAUAAACUCACUCCCGGAAUACAUUGAUGAGUUACACUCAGGUAAAAGAAACCAAUCGUCUCUCAAAACAGAUACACUUUCUGACAGUGGUUUAGUAAAGGCAUGCCAAGAAAAGCAUUCCUCCAUAUCCCUUACUGAUCCCAUUAUUAAUACAAAUAAGUGCCUUCAAAAAAUUGAUGGACAAGUUAAUGAAGCCUUCUUAAUUGACAGGGAAACUCCGGAAAAAUUGUCCCUGGAAAACUGUCACAAUCACCAAUCUGAAAAUAUAAAUUCUGCCCAAGAAAGUGAAAAUACAUUAUCGGAUUGCUCCGAAGUUGCCGAAGUAAUUCCUAACAAUAUUGAUACAGUAUUGAGUUGUUCAGAAUCUGGAGGGUGUCAUUCAAAUAAUGUUGACUCAUUAUCUGCGUCUUCAGAACGUUUAGAAGUUGUCUCAUUAAGUAAUGCUGACACUAUGUCAAGUUGUUCAGAACCUUUAGAGGUUGUUCUGCAUGACGAUGUCGUAUCUGAUUGUUCAGAGCCAGCAGAUGUUUCAAAAGAUUCCAAUUUACACUCCAAUUAUUCAGACAAUUGUACAUCAGCACGAGACUUGGUUUCCAACAACAGCAGCAGUGCCAUAUCAAAUAGUAGUGAUCUCAACAAAAAAGAAGAUAAAAGUGAUUCAUGCAUAGACAGCCCGACCGAGGCCUCUCAAGACAAUAGUCUUGGCCCUUGUUCUUCAUCAACAAUUACAAGUGAAAGAAAUUCAACUGAUGAACAGAUAACAAUACUUGAGCUUCUGAAAGAGGAGUAUGCUAAAACGAGUCUUGGGGAAAAAAUGAAAGAAGAAGUGAUAGUGGAGGAAGAGGAGGAGGAAGAUUCUGAGGUGAAGGAUGAAUUUGAGUCUGAUUAUUAUCAACCACCCCAUAGUCCUCUCCAUAAUCAAAAAUCAGCUAGCGACCCAGACAUUCAUCAAAGUGUUAUUUGUCGGAUUAGGAACACUGAGCUGUCUCUUGCUGAGACAUUAACAGAAGGCACAAGUAGUAUUGGACCAAAAAGUAAUGUCUGGUCACAGACUUCAAACACUGGGUCUUCUGCCAUAUCAUCGUCAUCAUCAUUUCCUGAACUUUCGCGGAUAUACAACUUAAAAUAUGAUACACCGAGGCUUGUGCCAACUGUAGGGAACAAAACUUUGAAUUAUGCAUCUAUGAAAGAAAAUUUUAAAAAGCAACUAAAAUACCAGGGUCAUCUGUACAGUGAAUUUUCAUCAGUAGCUUCGGACAUUCCAUAUUUUUUGACUCCACAGUAUUAUGAUCCUAACAGUAAUUCUGAUCAUCUACAUUUAAUCAUCUGUGUCCAUGGUUUGGAUGGUAACAGUUCUGAUUUACGAUUGGUUCGUACAUAUAUUGAAAUGGCUUUACCUGGACAUCGGAUAGAAUUUGUUAUGUCUGAGCGCAAUCAAACAGACACAUUUGCUGAUUUUGAGUUGAUGACAACAAGAUUAGUGAAUGAAAUUCUUUGCUAUGUCCACAUGUAUGAUUUACGGCCACCAUCCAGAAUCAGUUUUAUUGGUCACUCUUUAGGAAAUAUCAUCAUCCGUUCUGCCUUGUCUCGAUCUGACAUUUCGCAUCUUCUUCCCAUGAUGCACACAUUCCUCUCCUUAUCUGGCCCACACUUAGGCACCCUGUACAAUAGCAGUGGACUGGUCAACAUGGGAAUGUGGGUAAUACAGAAAUGGAAGAAAUCUGGGUCGUUAUUACAGUUGUCCAUGAAGGACCACUCAGAUUUGAGACAGUGCUUUCUUUACAAACUCAGCCAGAAAUCCGGCUUAGAAUCUUUCAAGAAUAUAUUGCUGGUUGGUUCAUCUCAAGAUCGCUAUGUUCCUUUCCAUUCUUCAAGAGUAGAAAUUUGCAAAGCUGCACAAAGAGACACAUCCACACUUGGUGCCGUCUAUAUAGAAAUGGUGAUGAACAUUCUGAAACCUAUCGUUAACAGUGCUACAACUAAAUUAAUACGAUACGAUGUGUUUCAUGCAUUACCAAAUACUGCAAACACAAUCAUAGGCAGAGCUGCCCACAUAGCAGUUUUAGAUUCAGAACUCUUUAUUGAAAAAUUUCUUCUUGUUGUUGGUUUAAAAUUUUUUAAAUAAGAACAAAGUCAAACCUAUCUUAAAACUUAGGGAGAAAAAAAGAAAAAGAUAAAUAUAUUAUAAAACAGCUUUUAUUGAUAGUUAUCAUUAAUUAUGGUAACUUCUUAAGUUUGGAAUAUUUUCCCAGUGGUCUUGAAUACUUUCUGUCCAUUUUUGCCUGCUGUCACUAUCAGUAUUUCAACUAUAACUAGGUUGCCACAACUGAAAUUCUAUCGUUGGGAGUUCAGGAUCGUACUAAUAUUCUUCCACUAUCUGGGAAAUCAACUUGUCAAUUUCUUCCAAAUACACAAUUUUACCAAAAAAAAAAAAAAAAAGUGUUUAUUUGAUUUUUAUCCUUCCUCAAGUGCCUAUGUGUUUAUGUACGAUUGAUACAAAAGGGAUUGCAGUCAAAUGAAUUCGAUACAUGCUUCAUAUUUCAUCCUUGGUUGUUUUGCAAUUACUAAUACAUAUAUAGCCACAGGUAUGGUUGUAUGGUUUGCUUCAGAACCAUGUGGUAAGGGGUUCUGUUCCACUGCAUGAAUGUUGUUGAGUAAUGUUAUAUACUGUAGCCAUGGGUUGACCAAUUACUUUGAGUGAAAUUGGUAGGCAGAAACUGAGGAAGCUUGUUACUCAUUUUUCAUGCUGGCACACAUACACAUACAUGUAUAUAAAAUAUGGAGAAAGUUCAGAAAGCAUCUACAUCAGUUGACAAUCAAAAGUUUCUCCCUCUUCCUGAGUGAAGGGAAGAUUGUAUGAUGCAUGUAUAUGAACAGCAAUACAUGGUAGUGAGAUGUGAGUCCAGAUUGCAGAGGACAUGCAAAAACUAGAGAGGAAUGAAGCUAGUAUUGCUCUGCAAGAUGUGUACAUUUGAGACAGUGCUUGUGCAUUGAUGGACAAAUUAGGAGUAAGAGGAAUUGGAUGCAGUGUGCAGGAGAGAAAAGUGCACUGUUUUGGUCAUGUGAUGCAUAUGGAUGUAGACAGUUCCAUACAGAAGUGCCAAUCUCUUAAAGUGGAUGGAACCUGUGGAAGAGGGAGACCUAGGAAGACAUGGGAUGAAAGACUGAAGGCCAAUCUCAAGACACUGAGCCUUACAAAGAUGAGAAAGAACUGUGAUACCUGGCACCAUGCUGUACUCAAGAAGACUUGUCUACCACACCAGAAUUGGUACUAGUGCUGGUAUCAUGUAAGUAGCACCUAGUACACUCUAGGAAGAGUAUCAAGCCUUAGAAACCAUGCCAGAAUAAUGGAGCCUAGUGUGACCCCCACUCCCUGUCUUACCUGCUCUUGUUAAAGUUCAACCCAUGCCAGCAUAGAAAACAGAUGUUAAAUGAUGCGGCUAUAUAUAUAUAUAUAUACAUACGUGUGUCUAUUUGUGUGAGUGAUCUCAUAUUUUCUCCUUCCCUUUACAUGUGUCCACUGACUGUAAACAAAUAGCUUUGCUACUGAAUACAACUGGUGUAGUAUGCUUGUAGUCAAAUGUGAAAAUGCAUCUGGAUUUACACUUGUGUGACCUUUGUAGGAUUGUAACAAUGUCUAGAUUGUUCAUUGCAUAAUAAUAUGGAAUUGUUAACUUGCUUGGAAACAGAUGGGUAUUGAUGAUAAACAGGGUAUCAGAAAAUCAGUAUUGUUUGUGGUCCCCUCUGGUUUAUACAAAAAAAUAUAGUGAUUGGUAGUUUGCAUUUGGGGAAAUGAGAAUCAGUUCAUGAUGCCACCAUAGAAACCAGUACCACAGUACAUUCAGCUGUUGCAAUUUCAUAAGCCAUGCAGUGGGUGAAUGAAAGAUAAAAUAGAAUAAAAAUUCCACCCUAUUACCUCAUUUCCACCGAGGCACAGAAUUCUUUAAUUUUCAA
Octopus bimaculoides (California two-spot octopus) is the source of this 5935-nucleotide messenger RNA. RefSeq names its product protein FAM135A. Gene Ontology annotation, biological process: lipid metabolic process. NCBI's taxonomy places the organism in Eukaryota, Metazoa, Mollusca, Cephalopoda, Octopoda, Octopodidae. The record is from RefSeq and is a predicted model, not a curated record.